UGUUCAAGCACUAUGUCAAACUUUUUUGAAGCGGGGUCAAGUCACAUUCAGCCAGCGUGGGAAAGAAAAAAACAAAAAAAAGUAGGGAAAGAAAGCGCUGCUGCUCCUCUUAGACACGCAGAGAGGAAGGAAAGAAAAAAAAAGAGAGAGUGAAAUGCUGGUCUAGGGGGAGGACAGGCAUAGGAGAACCCCUGUGCUCAUUUGUGGUCAUGGAAAUCCUGGAUCUGCAAAAUAAACUUUAAAGUGAUAGAGUUAGUGUGCAGCAAACGAAGAAGAGAAAAAGUUUAGAUUUUUUUUCUUGCUGUGACCCUGCCCCUUUUUUCUUGCAUAGGUUUGCUUUGCUGGUGAUGGGUGUUCAGUUCUGCAGAGAGAGGUGGCUACCUGUGUGGCCCUUGCAGGGGAGAAUUGGGACCAUGUGAAGCAGCAAAUGGCACCUCCAGGCUCACUAAUAAAAGAGAAAAUAUAGGCAUAUCUCCGAUCGGAUAAUAUAUUGGAAAUACAGCUGGAUAUCCUGUGAUAUAUAUAUAUGCUUAUAUGUAAAGGAAAUGUAUUGCAUAACUAAAGAUGAUGUGAUUAGAAGAGGUUGCCAAGGCUCUACUUAUAUUUUGCUGAUGCUCUAAACCUUGUAGCUGCUCUGAAUUUUAAAAUCCUGUAGUUCCAUGCAUCACCUGGAUUAAGUGCAAGAUUUUGCCUUCAUUCUCCUAACUUCAGUUUACAGUUAGGGUCGCACGCUUCUCCCAUCAGGCAGAGGGACCUGCAGGCACAUUCUUGGACCCUAUAAUUAUAUGGUAUGAUGAUGACGGAGAAUGAAAAUCUCCCAGAUACACAGUACGAGUGUGUUGCAGAGAUUGGGGAAGGUGCAUAUGGAAAGGUGUUUAAGGCACGUGAUUUAAAAAAUGGAGGUCGCUUUGUGGCCCUUAAGAGGGUAAGGGUGCAGACCGGAGAGGAGGGCAUGCCGCUUUCUACCAUCAGAGAAGUAGCAGUCCUGCGGCAUCUAGAGACCUUCGAGCAUCCAAAUGUGGUCAGGCUGUUUGAUGUAUGUACAGUUUCAAGGACAGACAGAGAAACAAAACUGACCCUGGUGUUCGAACAUGUGGACCAAGAUUUGACUACGUACUUGGAUAAAGUUCCAGAUCCAGGGGUCCCCAAUGAAACAAUAAAGGAUAUGAUGUUCCAGCUUCUUCAAGGAUUGGAUUUUCUUCAUUCGCACAGAGUGGUACAUCGAGACCUAAAGCCACAAAAUAUUCUUGUCACCAGCAAUGGACAGAUAAAAUUAGCAGAUUUUGGCCUUGCCCGAAUCUACAGUUUUCAGAUGGCGCUUACAUCAGUGGUGGUCACAUUGUGGUAUAGAGCCCCAGAAGUUUUACUUCAGUCCAGUUAUGCAACUCCAGUGGAUCUUUGGAGUGUUGGAUGUAUAUUUGCAGAAAUGUUUCGUCGAAAAACCUCCUGUCAUCAGGAUGCAAACAGGCAUGCCACCACCACCACCAGUCACAGGUAUGCAGCCUCCACCACCACCAGUUACAGGCAUGCAGCCACCACCACCAGUAUUCAGGCAACCACAAGAACAUUAUGCUCCCAGGCAUGAGCAGGGUUGGAUGGCUUCAGUUGAGGACCCGGAAGUGAUGCCACCUCCAUUGACAUAUGACUCCUGGCAAGAUUCCUGGCCAUAGGAAUAUCUUUCUUUUGGCUUUGAGGGAAAGCCAAGACAGCCAUAAAGGAUCAAUGUAUUUAGCCCCCCCCCCACACACACACACACACACACACAAUCUCAGGGCAAUCAUGGCUUUUACACACAGGGUAUGUCACAAGAAGUGCCAUCUGGACAGGCUGAGUGGUCACAGACCGGUCAUCAGUGAGACUAUCAAUCCACCCUGAGAGCUCCACCAUCCUCUUCACUUGGGAGAGCUCCACCAUCCUCUUCACUUGAGAGAGCUCUACCAUCCUCUUCAGCUGAAGAUGUCCCACAAGCACCAGCUGAUGCAGCUGAAGAUGUCCCACAAGCACCAGCAGAUGCAGCUGAAGAUGUACCACAAGCACCAGCAGAUGCAGCUGAAAAUGUCCCACAGGAACCAGCAGAUGCAGCUGAACCUGCACCUCAAGCACCUAGAAGUCCUGCUGCUCAAGAGCCUGUGGAUGCAUUGUAUUCUCCCCUGGGUGAGGAAUACAUUUCACUCCAGAGGAGGCUCAUAACAAGCUGCGAGAGCAGACAAAGAGGCCAAAAGAGGUUACACAAGCGUAGCAUAGAGCUGCAGAGGGACAUGGCAGCAUCAUUAAGUGGAAUUGUUCAAAACUAGCCGCAGAUGAUAAUAAUUCUGUCUGAGAUACAGAUGGACAAUAGAUGGCAGGAACAAAAUGAACUCUUGGGUGUGUUGGUUGAGCACUUUGCACACCAGCAGGACACUGCCUCCAGCCUAUCAUCUGUGGCCAGCACUCCAGCAGAAACAUCUGAAUCUUCACAAACCAGGAGAACAAGGAAAUCCACUACAGUCACUUCAGCCCCCUCAUCCAAGAAGCCUAAAAAGAAAUAAAUAUUCUUAUAGUUCACCAUAAA
Messenger RNA from Bombina bombina (fire-bellied toad), 2551 nucleotides. It is a transcript of the gene CDK6, whose product is annotated as cyclin dependent kinase 6. Gene Ontology annotation, molecular function: cyclin-dependent protein serine/threonine kinase activity; ATP binding; cyclin binding. Lineage: Eukaryota; Metazoa; Chordata; Amphibia; Anura; Bombinatoridae. Gene Ontology annotation, cellular component: cyclin-dependent protein kinase holoenzyme complex; cytoplasm; nucleus. Bases 791 to 1585 code for a protein of 264 amino acids. The transcript is spliced from 6 exons. The record is from RefSeq and is a predicted model, not a curated record. Gene Ontology annotation, biological process: regulation of gene expression; G1/S transition of mitotic cell cycle; protein phosphorylation.